Molecule: messenger RNA, 1149 nt
Organism: Alternaria alternata
Lineage: Eukaryota; Fungi; Ascomycota; Dothideomycetes; Pleosporales; Pleosporaceae
Exons: 3
Source: RefSeq, a predicted model, not a curated record
AUGAAGCUACCACUUGCAUACAUCUCCUCUCGAAGUACACCAAAUGGCGGGUUGGAUAGAAUGGACACCGUUAGGAUUGUGUCAUGGACCGCUCUUGUCAUCACAGUCAUCGUCUUUGGCGCACGCCAGAUCAUGAAAGUCAUCGUUUUUCGCACAGUCACGAUUGAUGACCUUUUCAUAUUCCUAGCAUUCUCAUUCGGUAUCGGCCUCUCAGCAACAGCUGUCGUUCUAUCAUUCGAGGGCCUCGGCACCGCCGGCCCUUUGAUGCUCGAUCAGAUCGACCUGCUCAUCAAAGGCUAUUACGCGUCCGAGAUUUUGUAUGUCGCAGCUAUUGGCCUCGCGAAAUUGUCAAUUUUGGUUUUGUUCUACAAUGUCGUUGCAAUGCAGCGUACCAUCCGCCGAAUCGUCAUGGCCUUUGGUGUUCUGGUGUCAGCUUGGACAAUAGCAUCGGUUAUGGCGACCGCAUUCCAGUGCGAGCUCCCUCGACCAUGGGACAUCACAAGUCUGAAAUGCUCUAACAUGCAUAUUUUCUGGAUCAUCUAUUGCAUAUUCGACAUGUCAACCGAGGUCGCCAUCAUCAUGCUAUCAGUAUACCUUGUGGCAUAUCUUCAAGUACGACUUUCAAGGAAGUUUGCCGUCUUCGCAUGCUUUGCGCCACGCAUGCUUGUACUGAGUGCGGCGCUCGUUCGCCUCAUCCUGCUGUAUCCGGUCGCAUCCUACGACGAUCCUCGAUACCGGCUUUGGGAACCGGCAAUCAUGUCGCAAGUUCAUGUGUGCCUCAGCAUCGCUACUGCAAGCAUUCCGUACAUGGUUCCUUUCUUCAAAGGCCUGGACAGUGACUUGCGAAAGAGUCACCUCGCGAAGAACCGGCUUCGCUUCAUCGAUGAGGAAGCGGGACGAUCAAAGUCAUCGCUGUGGUUUCGCCGACAUAGCAAGACGAAAUCCCUAGAUCUUUGGGAUUCUUCUGCAGACGCAGGUGUCCAAUACCAUCAUCUAUCGCAAGUCUCGCCUUAUCCUUCCACCUCAAGACCUCUGUCGCCCUUACCACCUCCGAGACCACAUACGCCGCUGGGUAGACAAGCCAGCGUACGCGGCCUGAAUAUUUAUAUACCAUGUCGGGAUCCUCAACGGCAACGAAGUUUGGAUUGG